This is a messenger RNA of Ziziphus jujuba (common jujube), 2478 nucleotides long. RefSeq names its product phosphoribosylaminoimidazole carboxylase, chloroplastic. Gene Ontology annotation, cellular component: chloroplast. The transcript is spliced from 16 exons. The coding region runs from base 194 to 2137 and encodes 647 amino acids. Gene Ontology annotation, biological process: 'de novo' IMP biosynthetic process. The record is from RefSeq and is a predicted model, not a curated record. Gene Ontology annotation, molecular function: metal ion binding; phosphoribosylaminoimidazole carboxylase activity; ATP binding. Lineage: Eukaryota; Viridiplantae; Streptophyta; Magnoliopsida; Rosales; Rhamnaceae.
CAAGUCCAGAGUCAAAAACUGAAAUCGAGAGACAAACUAAUAACAACGGAGACAGAAAGAAAGAAAUCCGGUGUGAAGGAAAAGACAUUAAUUUUUAAUUUAUUUAAUCGGUGAGAGUGAGAGUGAGACAUAGACACGGAGAGAGAGAGAGAGAGAGAGAGAGAGCGGCGCAGUGUGUAGGUGUGGGUUAGCAAUGCUUCAGCGGAGCUCAUGCUGCGAUUCUCUUUUUGCGUCGGAUUUUGGGUUCGCUGAUUCUUCCACUUCUCGUUUCUCUGCAAGUAAAGCUACCACCUUGGCUUUUUUCAUGGACCGCUCCACAAAGAGAGACAAAGAAAUAUUAUCACUUUCUUCUUCUUCUUUGUCAAAGCUGCCUCUGGGGAAUCGCAAUCCCAUUUUGGCUUGCCGGGCCUCCAGUGGUUCUCACGAUUCUUCACCAAGGAAACAUGAUAUACCGGUCCAUGGAAUGUCUGAAAUGAUCGUUGGUGUUCUAGGUGGAGGUCAACUAGGUCGCAUGUUAUGUCAAGCAGCAUCACAAAUGGCUAUUAAAGUAAUGGUUUUGGACCCUCAAGAGAAUUGCCCUGCAAGUUCACUUUCAUAUGAUCAUAUGGUUGGAAACUUUGAUGAUAGCGCCACUGUCCAAGAAUUUGCAAAGAGAUGUGGAGUAUUGACUGUCGAAAUUGAACAUGUGGAUGCUGCGACAUUGGAGAAACUUGAGCAACAAGGAGUAGAUUGCCAACCUAAAGCUUCUACAAUUCGAAUAAUCCAGGAUAAAUAUCUCCAGAAGGUUCAUUUUUCUCGGCAUGGCAUUCCACUUCCUGAGUUUAUGCAGAUAGAUGAUCUUGAAAGUGCCAAGAGAGCAGGGGACCUAUAUGGCUAUCCUCUUAUGAUAAAGAGUAAGCGAUUAGCUUAUGAUGGGCGUGGAAAUGCUGUUGCUAAAAGUGAGGAGGAGCUUUCUUCUGUCAUAACCGUUCUCGGAGGGUUUGAUCAUGGUUUGUAUGUUGAGAAAUGGGCCCCUUUUGUGAAGGAGCUGGCUGUCAUUGUGGCAAGAGGAAGAGACAAUUCCAUCUUGUGCUAUCCUGUUGUUGAAACUAUUCACAAGGAGAACAUUUGUCACGUAGUCAAGGCACCUGCUAAUGUAUCAUCAAAGAUCCAAAAGAUGGCCACUGAGGUUGCCUGUAAAGCUGUUAGUUCAUUAGAGGGUGCAGGUGUGUUUGCUGUCGAAUUGUUCUUGACAGAGGAUGGCCAGAUCUUACUGAAUGAAGUAGCUCCACGACCUCACAAUAGUGGUCAUCAUACAAUUGAGUCUUGCUACACAUCACAGUUUGAACAACAUUUGCGGGCUGUAGUUGGCCUGCCACUUGGUGAUCCAUCGAUGAAAACUCCAGCAGCAAUCAUGUAUAAUUUACUUGGUGAAGAUGAGGGGGAUCGUGGUUUUGAUUUAGCUCAUCAAUUAAUUGGAAGAGCAUUGUGUGUUCCAGGGGCUACUGUUCAUUGGUAUGAUAAGCCAGAAAUGCGGAAGCAAAGAAAGAUGGGCCAUAUUACCAUUGUUGGCCCUUCCAUUUGUAAGGUGCAAAACAGAUUGGAUUCAAUGCUGAACAAAGAAAAAUUUAAUUCCCAGUCUGCAGUCACACCGCGUGUUGGGAUCAUAAUGGGCUCAGAUUCAGAUCUUCCUGUUAUGAAGGAUGCUGCAAAGAUUUUGAAUAUGUUUGGUGUGCCUAAUGAGGUGAGAGUUGUUUCAGCACACCGGACUCCUGAGUUGAUGUAUUCUUAUGCAUCAUCUGCCCAUGAGCGAGGCAUUCAGGUCAUCAUUGCUGGUGCCGGAGGUGCAGCCCAUUUGCCAGGUAUGGUAGCUGCACUUACUCCUUUGCCGGUGGUUGGUGUUCCUGUGCGUGCUACUGCAUUAGACGGAGUUGAUUCGCUAUUAUCAAUUGUUCAGAUGCCUAGAGGUGUUCCAGUAGCAACAGUUGCUGUAAACAAUGCCACUAAUGCAGGCUUGCUAGCAGCAAGGAUAUUGGGGGCCAGCGAUGCUAACUUACGAGCAAGGAUGAGCCAAUAUCUAGAAGACAUGAGGGACGAAGUCUUGGUGAAAGCUGAGAAGCUAGAAAGAAAUGGUUGGGAGUCUUAUUUGAAUCCCUGAGAGUGAAAGAAAUUCGUAAUGAAGAUUUUUCUAUUUUCCUUAUAUUCUCUGGUUUGAAACAAAUUAGGAAUUUUUGUACUAAUUUGUUCGAAUUUCUGCUCUUUUUUUUUUUGUUUUUUGUUUUCCAAAAAUUCUUAAAAGGAAAAACCUCAAAACCACAUGGCAAUUGGAGAAAAAGAGACCCUCACCAAUUUAUUUGUUAUUCCCACAUACUAACUUCAUUCUAUUUUCUGUAAUGUUGACAAACUCAUUAGAGACAAAUUACUCAGUGUAAAACUUGAGGCCUAGUAAAAUCAGCCUCUUGUUAUAUUUUAUGAAAUAUUAAUCUAAUUUUUAUGUUA